UCAAUUUGCUCCUUGAUGUGUUGUCAGAACUGGAUCGGACAUUUGUGUGUCCAGUGUGCUUAUGACGAAGAGUAAUGCUUUAAGUUGUUCGCCGGCAUUGAAUGAAACGUAGACGGCGAAGUUUGUUCAGAAGGAUGAUGAAUUAGCCAGAUCGAUUGUUGUUCAGUACGCGCUAAUAGCAGCCAACUCGUCAUUUGGGAUAGUUUUUCUUUAGGCAACAUCGUAUGCGGAAAGUUGACCGCUGUUGAUGAAUUGAAUAAUGGCAACUACAUCGGCAGCUUUAAAUGUAAAAAUAUACCAACCUCUAUACGUCGCCGCUUUCAUCCGUCAAAUGUGAAGUUUGAGAUAAAUCGUGACGCCCAGCGCAAGUUUGAAAUGGGACAGAAUGCACUGUUGAUUCGUGUUGAUUUGCGUGGGAACUUCUGUGUUAUUAUCUCAAGCGCUGUGUUGGUUAAAGUUACCUUCCAUGGAAUUUAACUGCCUCAGCAAAGACUGGAAAUGCUCCCCUGCCUGUUAGGCUUGUGACUGCCUCCAUCUACAUCUGAUUCUUAGAUUUCUAAUUUGCAUCAUCAAAAAGAGAACGUGUACUAUAACAUCGCAUCGUUUGUUUGCCAAACAGCAGACAUUUGCUGGUGUUGUUCUUCUGCCGUAAAACCAUCCAUCCUAAAAAUUUUGUGGACACUGAACACAAAUACUGUGCUGUUGCUGUGGUGCCAAUCCAGAGGGAACCGUGACUAACAGGUGUCUGUUCAGAAGAACUCAGAGGUUGACAUCAGAGGGAACAUGUGUUAGAAGUUGAACAGUCAACAGUCAGAUUUGUCAGUGUUGACUUAAGAAGAUGAGCAAUGAGGAUGAGUUCUAUGACGCCGUUACAGGCCUGGAUUCAGAUGAGUCAUAUGAAGGGGUGUCAGAGUCCAGUUACAAAGAUGCUCUGGUGUUUGAUAGCACCAGGAACAAUGGAUCGAAGCCACAGGAGAACGGUGUCAAGAAACACAGGACAUCAUUACCUGCACCCAUGUUUUCCAGAAACACUGUUAGUGUCUGGAGUAUCCUUAAGAAAUGCAUUGGAAUGGAACUCUCCAAGAUCACAAUGCCUGUCAUCUUCAACGAGCCCCUCAGCUUCCUGCAGAGAAUCACAGAAUACAUGGAACACACUUACCUCAUCAACAGAGCCUCCUCGCUGUCUGAAUCCAUAGAACGCAUGCAGGCCGUGGCUGCGUUUGCUGUGUCAGCAGUUGCGUCUCAGUGGGAACGAACUGGAAAACCCUUCAACCCUCUUCUUGGGGAGACUUAUGAACUCACCAGAGAGGAGCAGGGCUUCCGGCUGAUAGCAGAGCAGGUAUCCCAUCAUCCCCCAGUGAGUGCCUUCCACGCUGAAAGCCUGGCAGGAGACUUUGUCUUCCAUGGCUCCAUAUACCCCAAACUAAAAUUUUGGGGGAAGAGUGUUGAGGCAGAGCCCAAAGGGACCAUCACUCUCGAGCUACCUAAGCACAAUGAGGUAUACACAUGGAGUAACCCUCACUGCUGUGUGCACAACAUCAUCCUGGGGAAGCUAUGGAUAGAGCAGUAUGGCACAGUGGAAAUAGUCAACCACAGCACUGGAGACAAGUGUGUGUUGAAUUUUAAGCCUUGUGGGAUGUUUGGCAAAGAGCUGCACAGGGUGGAGGGAUACGUCCAGGAUAAGAGUAAAAAGAAGCUUUGUGUCAUCUAUGGGAAGUGGACGGAGUGCAUGUGGAGUAUUGACCCUCAGUCCUACGAGGCCUUCAAAAAAGCGGAAAAGAAAGGAGACAACAAGAAGCACAAACAUGAGGAGCCAGUGGGAUCGGAGAAUGAUGAUGCCGAUGACAUGCCAGAGGUCCAAGAGACAGUGGCGGUCAUACCAGGAAGUACACUGCUCUGGAGGAUAGAUCCUAGACCUGCUCACUCUGCUCAGAUGUACAACUUCACCAACUUUGCGAUGUCUCUCAAUGAGCUGGAGCCAGGCAUGGAGGCCAUGUUGGCCCCGACGGACUGUCGCUUCAGACCUGACAUCAGAGCCAUGGAGAACGGCAAAAUGGAAGAAGCCAGUCAGGACAAGGAGAGGCUGGAAGAGAAACAGCGAGCUGCCAGAAAGUUGAGAGCCAAGCAUGAGGAGGAGUGGUCUACAAGGUGGUUCCAAAUGGGCACCAACCCGUGCACCGGCUCCCAAGACUGGAACUACUCGGGUGGCUACUUCAGUAGGAACUACCAAGACCUGCCUGAUAUCUACUGAUAAGGCCACUAUAGCCUUCAUCCUGGUCCCCUUCCACCUCUUCCACACGCCUUAUCAUAACUUGGAGGGACACACUUAAAAACUCAACCCUUCACCAUUGCACACAUCCAUUGCAGAUAGGAAAGACUUACACAGACUGUUUAACAGUUUCCUGCUUCAUCUUAACUCGCUCUCUUCUUCCCCAUCAAGGAUUUUACAUCAACUUUAGUUGUAUGACCUGCACAUUUUUUUUUCAUCGCUCAUCGUUUCUUCCAUAUGUCACAAUUUUAACGGCCCAUGACGGAAUGUAUGUGAUGUUAGACAUUAAUGCAACACUCUAUAAAAUGGGCUUAAGCAACAGAAUGAUGAAUAUAAAGUGUUGGUCAAAUAUUUCCUGCCUACCAUACCAUCAAGAAAAGACACCUGAUCGAAUGUUUAAAAUGCUGCAGAUUUGCAAAAUACUGUAUGAUUCCAUUCCAGUGUCAAAAAAUUGUGAAUACUAUGUUGAUAUGUCGAGAGACUUAAGAUUGUCAUUGUAACAUGACUAAGAGAAAACCCUCAAUCAAGUGAGGGUAAUGUAACAAGCUGUUAUUAUUCUCUACAUUUAGAUGUUUUGCAGCAGACCACCAACACAUUGAGUUUUAAUGUUGCAUUCCCCUUGAAUGUUGUGAACAUUAAAAAAAAAAAAAAAAAAAAAAAAAAAAAAAAAAAUUGGCUCUAAAACUGACUGUGGUUGUAAUAAUGCAGAAAUUCCAAGCAUUGGCUAAAGCAAGAACACAUUUUGAUUGCAAUUAUAUUUUGGUUGACUAUUGCAAAUUGUGAAAUGCAAAUGUAUGAAUUCUGUUGGUGGCGAAACUCCUUUUUUAUUCGUUAUUCGUAGCCCCAUUAUUUUGUUCAUUUUUUUAAAGCACUUAACCAGGCAGCACGGUGCCCGACUGAUAAGAGCGUCUGCCUCACAGUUCUGAGGACCCGGGUUCAAUCCCGGGCCCCCGGCUUUGUGGAGUUUGCAUGUUCGACCCGUGCCUGCGUGGGUUUUCUCCGGGCACUUCGGUUUCCUCCCACAUCCCAAAAAUAUGCAUGGUAGGUGAAUUGAAGACUCUAAAAUUGCCCCUAGGUGCGAAUGGUUUGUUUGUUUGUAUGUGCCCUGCGAUUGGCUGGCAACCAGUUCAGGGUGUACCCCGCCUCCUGCCCGAAGAUAGCUGGGAUAGCCUCCAGCACUCCCGCGACCCGUGUGUGGAUAAGCGGCUCAGAAAAUGGAUGGAUGGAUGGCACUUAACCACAUACACCCUUUCGACUUUACAUAUUCUUACAUGUUCUAGCUAUGGCUGUUACAUUUUCUUUGUGAAGCCUAAACUACAGUAUGUGACAGACAAAACACUAAUGUCAGGUGCAGUGUUGAGAUGCUUGCACAAAGAUUGAAUGAAAAAAAAAAAAACACACACAAACGGUACAAUUUUCUCACUCCAUAACACACAUUCCAACAAAUGGGCCGCCAAGGGCAAAUCAGUUUUGUUAGUUUCUAUUUCUCCAAACAUGUCCUCUGUUGAAUUUUAGCCUCCUCUUCUUGGACUAUCUUUGUGGUCAUUGUUUGUGUACAAGUGUUACACAGAUAAUCACAUGCAAAAUUUUGUGCAAUUGAUUUAUUUUUAUAGUAUUUAAAGCAUUUUUUGGUGAGGAACAUACCACCAGAUGUUUUAUUUGUAGGUUGGAGACUGUAUAGGCAUACUGUGGACAGCUCGAUAGCUUCAUGGACAGGGGAAUGUCUACUAAUAAAAUCCUUAACUUCAA
Phyllopteryx taeniolatus (common seadragon) is the source of this 4018-nucleotide messenger RNA. RefSeq names its product oxysterol-binding protein-related protein 2-like. Gene Ontology annotation, molecular function: cholesterol binding. The record is from RefSeq and is a predicted model, not a curated record. Gene Ontology annotation, cellular component: intracellular membrane-bounded organelle; membrane; cytosol. The coding region runs from base 839 to 2251 and encodes 470 amino acids. The transcript has 14 exons. NCBI's taxonomy places the organism in Eukaryota, Metazoa, Chordata, Actinopteri, Syngnathiformes, Syngnathidae.